AUGGCGCUGGCCUCCCAUUGGAUCAAGCCCGCAGGACCGACUGAGAGCCUGCAGCGCGUGUCAGUGGUCCUGGAUUCUGCAGGGCCUUACCGGCACAGCGCCUACGGAGGCAGCCCGAGCGGCAACAGCGGGCGUGGCGCCGUGACCAUCCACUGUCUCCGCUGCCGGGAGGUCUGUAAGGGAGAGGUGGUUCGUGUGCAGAAUGUCCACUUCCAUGUCAAGUGCUUCACCUGCCAAGUGUGUGGCUGUGACCUGGCCCGUUCAGGCUUCUUCCAGAAGGGAGGAGAGUACAUCUGUACAGAGGACUACCAGCGCCUCUAUGGCACCAAGUGUGACAGCUGUGAAGACUUCAUCACAGGGGAGGUGGUCUCUGCGCUGGGGCGUACCUACCACCCCAAGUGUUUCGUCUGCAGCAUGUGCAGAAAGCCUUUCCCUAUCGGAGACAGGGUGACCUUCUGUGGGAAGAAGUGUGUCUGUCAGCAGUGCUCCCAUUCGCUGGUCAGCAACGCGCCGGUCAAGAUCCACGGACCCAGCCACUGUGCAGGCUGUAAGGAGGAGAUCAAACAUGGCCAGUCUCUCCUGGCCCUGGAGAAGCAGUGGCAUGUCAGCUGCUUCAAGUGUCAGACCUGUGGCACUGUGCUGACAGGGGAGUACAUCAGCAAGCAGGGGGAAAGCACUACCACCCCACCUGUGCCCGUUGUGCCCGCUGUCAGAUGAUGUUUACAGAAGGAGAGGAGAUGUACCUGACAGGUUGCGAGGUGUGGCAUCCCMUGUGUAAACAAGCAGCUCGAUUGGAGAAGAAACUCAGAUUCAGACGUACCUCGGAGGCCUCCGUAUCGCCCCCAGGAUCCAGCAUCGGCUCCCCGAGCCGCAUCAUCUGUGCCAAAGUGGAAAACGAGGUCCUAAAUUACAAAGAUCUGGCCCCACUGCCUAAGAUUAAAACUAUUUGUGACGUGCAGCGGCCCGAUCUCAUUCCCUGUGAGUCUUAUCACAGAUACUCCUCUGAUGACAGACUAGAACACUACAACUAUGGGGAG
Messenger RNA from Salvelinus sp. IW2-2015, 1037 nucleotides. The record is from RefSeq and is a predicted model, not a curated record. NCBI's taxonomy places the organism in Eukaryota, Metazoa, Chordata, Actinopteri, Salmoniformes, Salmonidae.